Messenger RNA from Plasmodium vinckei vinckei, 1044 nucleotides. RefSeq names its product 6-cysteine protein. The transcript has a single exon. Lineage: Eukaryota; Apicomplexa; Aconoidasida; Haemosporida; Plasmodiidae. Gene Ontology annotation, cellular component: plasma membrane; cell surface. Bases 1 to 1044 code for a protein of 347 amino acids. Gene Ontology annotation, biological process: symbiont entry into host. The record is from RefSeq and is a predicted model, not a curated record.
AUGGCUGGUGUAAAAAAUGUAAUAGCAAGUGUAUUAGUAAUUGCUGUACUUUGCUUAAAUGGAAUCACAAGCAAACGAUCGAUUGAUUUAUCCAUUUCAGAAACCACUACUAUUAAAUUAACUGUAACACCAGGAGAGACACUCGAAUUUGCAUGCCCAUAUACAAAUAAAGGAGUACAAGGACUAGUUCUAAAUCAUAAAGAGAAAAACAAUUAUGAUGAAAAUUUAUUAUGUUUUGAAUAUGUAUCAGUAAUGAACCAACCAUAUAGAAUACAAGAUUAUGUUCGUGGUGCAUAUAAUAUAAAAACUAAUUUAGAAGGUAAUGUCCGUAGAUCUGAAUUUACUGUUCCCCCUAUUGUUGUAAACACUCGAAAUUUUUCAUGUCACUGUUACAUGGAAACAGGAAAUAAAGUUGUCAGAAAAGUAUUACAAGUAUAUAUUUCAGGUCGUUCACAAAAAAUACCAGGAUGUGAUUUUAAUUAUGAUUAUAGAUCAUCUACAGCUAUAACUAUAAAUAAUGCUACAAACUAUCGUGUAAACAAAGUAUGUGAAGCAUAUCCAAAAAGUGGAAACGAUCUUGUAUUGUUAUGUCCCCUUAAUUAUACUGUAAAACCUGACAAUUGUUUUACUAAUGUAUAUGUUAAAAAGGAAAACAAUAGUGAUAACGAAAAUAGGGUAAAUAAUAAUAGAUGGGAUGAAAAUAAUUAUAAUGUUGUUAACUCAUCAACUCUUUUUGAUAGAGAAUUAAUUACACAUGGAGAUCAAAACUCUGUAUUUACAAAAUUACCUGCGACUAGUAAGGCAAUAUCUUUUUCUUGUCUAUGUCAAUCACCGGAUGGGGAAGAUGUUUUAAUGAUGAAUGUAUAUAUGAACAAAGUUCAAAAUAAUUAUUAUAGAGAUUCGAGAUCCUAUGUAAAUCAUAAUGAAGAAGUUUCAACUACAUCUUAUUAUAAAUCAAGCAAAACAACUAGUAAUGCUUUUGUUUCUAUUGUUAGUAAAAUCUCUGUUUUUAUCUUUUUAGUAAGUUAUUACAUUUUCUUUUAA